UCUGAAAAGGAAGUGAAGAGUUCAAGGACAUUUCAGACAAGAACAUUCACUUUCAGCAGGUGUUGUUCGAUCUCUGACUGUUCACUUCUUUCGGUUUUGCUGACUAUAUGACACACACCUUCCAUCAUGGCAUAUAAUAUUGCAGCAGUGACAGCCAGGAAAAUAUUUUCGAGUAACUCUUCGAAAUUUGCUCAGAGCUGCUAUGUCAUCACUCGCGGCUCUUCAUCGGAUGGUCCUCAGGAACCAAAGAAAGAGCUUAUUAAUCAUUCUCGUGUCAGAGGCAUUGAUAUUCUAAGAAACCCCAAACUCAACAAGGGAACAGCUUUCACUUUGAAAGAGCGCCAACUGAUGGGAAUUCAUGGCUUGGUGCCACCAACAGUCCGCUCAGUGGAAGAGCAGACGAUCCGUGUCCUCACUAACUUUUCUAAGCGCAGCAGCGAUUUAGAUCGCUUUAUUUACCUCAUGGCCCUGCAAGACAGAAAUGAGAAGCUGUUUUACAAAGUCUUGUGUGAGAAUGUGGAGGAGAUGAUGCCCAUUGUGUACACCCCUACCGUUGGACAAGCGUGUCAACAGUAUGGCGUUGUGUUCCGUAGACCCAGAGGUCUCUUCAUUUCGAUCAAGGAUAAGGGGCACAUCUAUGAGAUCCUCUGCAACUGGCCAGAGAGGAAUGUUAAGGCAAUUGUUGUGACAGACGGAGAGAGGAUCCUCGGCUUGGGUGACCUGGGAGCGUAUGGUAUGGGUAUCCCUGUGGGCAAGCUGUCCCUGUACACAGCACUGGGUGGCAUCCACCCAGCCAAGUGCCUGCCCAUCCUCCUGGACGUCGGCACCAACAAUGAGAAACUUCACGAGGAUCCUCUGUACAUUGGCCACUGUGAGCCAAGAGUCACAGGACAGGAAUACGAUGACUUCAUAGAUGAGUUCAUGCAAGCAGUAGCAAAAAGAUAUGGCUACAGUUGUCUGGUUCAAUUCGAAGAUUUUGGAAACCACAAUGCUUUCCGCUUUUUGGAGAAGUACAGGGAUGUUUACUGCACCUUCAAUGAUGACAUCCAAGGUACUGCUGCCGUGGCUGCUGCUGGUGUGUUCGCUAGCCUGAGGAUCACCAAAACCAAGCUGACAGACAACAAGUUUUUGUUCCAGGGGGCAGGAGAAGCAAACAUCGGGAUUGCUGAACUUUUGACUCUGGCCAUGAUAGAGGAGGGAGCAACAGAACAAGAAGCGAGAAGCAAGAUCUGGAUGGUUGACUCAAGAGGACUCAUUACUAAAGGUCGCCCAUCUGGAGGAAUCAGUGGUCACAAGAAAGAAUUUGCCAAAGAUUACAAACACAUGGACAAUCUGGAGGAGAUUGUUGAAGAUUUGAAGCCGUCUGUUCUCAUUGGUGCUGCCGCCAUAGCUGGAGCGUUCACGGAGAAAGUGAUCCUGUCUAUGGCAGCUCACAACGAGAGACCCGUCAUCUUUGCCCUCAGCAACCCAACCAGCAAGGCCGAGUGCUCGGCAGAAGAGGCAUAUACCCUCACAGAGGGCCGCUGUGUGUUUGCCAGUGGGAGUCCCUUCCCUGCCUGCACUGUGAACGGAAAGACCUUCUACCCUGGUCAGGGCAAUAACGCCUACAUCUUCCCGGGGGUUGCCUUGGGCGUCAUCACAUGUGGGGUCAGACAUAUCGAAGAUAAAAUCUUCCUGCAUGCUGCUCAGUGUCUUUCUAAGCUGGUCACAGAUGAGAACUUAGCAGAAGGCAGAUUGUACCCACCACUGAAUCAGAUCCAGGAGGUCUCGCUCAAAAUUGCCACAGAACUGGCAGAGUUUGUGUAUCGCACCGGCGCAGCUUCUGCCUAUCCGGAGCCCAAGGACAAAGAGGCGUACAUCCGCUCCUUCCUGUACGACACAAACUACGAACAGUUUGUGCCGGACACUUGGGAGUGGCCUGAGACCAAGUAGAUCUCACUGUGUGUGUAGAGUGUAGAUUUCUUGCGUGUUGAUGUGCUCAUCGCUCGUGUCCUGACACAGCCAAGUUUUAUCAUUUUUGUAGUGUAAUGUGUGUGGUGUUUGAUGAGGGGCAGAGAGAGAGAGAGGGGGUCAUUUUGUUGGAUACCAGAUGUUGAUUUUAAGUUUAAGAUUGAGUUGCACUGUUGGGUGAUGUGAAAGUUUUAAGGUGUCUUUUUUUUCACCAUUGCUAUUUUAAGUUUUAUGCUUUUAUCAACCCAUGCUUUGCUGUACUUUAGUAUGAUCAAUUUCUAUUUUACUCUGUUUUGUAUUUUUUAUGCGUCGAGGUGCUCAGUAGAAGGUUUAUAAAUUGUGGGCAAAAAUGUAACUUAAGAUAUUAUGGUAGAAAUAUUUGAAGAACUUCUGAACAUUUACAAAAAUGUCUGAUGACUUUUGGCAUUCCGUGCAUUUUUGUUUUGUUUUGAAGAGAAGUUGAUAUUUAUAGUAUGAGGAAAGCUGAGAGUUUUGUGCCAUCAAAUUAGAGGAUAGAUAGCUUUUUAUACAUAUGAUGUUUCUUAGUGACUUCGGAGACAUGGGCCAUGUGUUGUCUCCAGUGCUUCUGCUUAUUGUGUUAUUUAUAUCCUCAUAACAAUAAUUCAAGAGGAAGUUUCUGCUUAUAUUAUAUGAGUAGUGUGACAGUGUGUGGGUUUAUAUAUAUGUAUAUAUAUAUAUACCCUGGAGUUUUUUCUUGUGUAUUGGUUCUUCUUUUCAUGUUUGCCGUGAAUUAUUUUUUGAUGAAAACAACAACAAAACAGAGUGACAGCUAAUGGCAAGAUGUAUACCAAAGAAAAGUGAUGCAUAUAUCCUCUAUGUUAGCUUAUGUCUGCAGAUGUAGAGAUGGAAAUGGGACAUGCCUGUGAUCCAGAGCAAUAAGGGAAUAUCUGUAUAGUAUAAGGUUGGUACGGAAGUCUGCCUGCCUUGCUAGGCAUUCAUGGUCAAACGAGUUGUAAGGAUGUGUGCUGAUAAUUUUGUACAUGUUUGUAGCUUGAUUGUAAUUGUAAUGAGCGUAUUCAAAAAGUGCAAUGGAAUAUUUGGCUUAAAUAUUCUCAGUUGCCUAGAUAAGAUCACUUGUACUUUUUAUAUAUAUUUUUCACUUUGGGUAUUCUUUUUGUGUAAUCUUUUAACUGCCUGCUUUUGCACGUUUGCUUUGUUUGGAAUAGGCACUUGUAGAAUAUGAUUCUGUGGACAAGGUUUCCAAAUGCUUUAGUUGAUUGUAAUUUUUGGGUUAUAUAAGCAUUAUAUAUAAAGGUCAUCUGACCAUGCCAAAUUAGUUCUAAUGGAUCACUUGCGAAGAAUCUCAAAGCUGAAAAACUUAUAUGUCUUUUCACUACAUUGUACUCAUGAAGUUGUACAAAGUUUACAACAUCAAUUGCUUCGAACUUUUACGAACAUUUAUAAAUUGAGAUGUUGCCUAUAUGUCGCACUUCUCAUAUCAGGACUUGGAUAUCAAUAUCACAGACGACAUAGAAGGCAGAUAGUAUGGGAAAGUGGGUGGAAGUUAUAUAAGAGCAUAAGAUGAGAAUCUUAGCUCGUUUCUUUUUUUUAAUUCUUUUUUUUUUGGUGGUGUUUUUUGUACAUUAUCUCCACAGUGCUGUGCACCCUGCUUGUACUUUGUUUUGUCACAAUUUGUAUUUUAACAUGCUAUUUAUGUGUUGUACUGUAUUUAUGUCUGUGUCUUAUCCUAUAAGUCAAUAUCUGUGCUCUGUAGAUGCUGUGUUGAUGAAGGCAGAAUACAAUUUUUUUCCCCCUGUAGUUGGAAACAAUCCUCAGGUAAAGUUUUUGUCUUGGACAAUCCCCAGUCCUGUUGCUAUCGCCUGUUUUCUGCGAUACUUUUGAUAAGUCGCUAGUAAAUAUUUUCCCCAUGCCCCCACAUCGUGGACAUUUUCUGUCAAGAUGAUGGAGCACUAGAUUUUAUUUCUCUCUUGUCAAAAACUUUUGGGUUGCUUUCAUAUAUGGUCAAGAGGCUACCACUAACCCUUUUCCCUUUGAAUCUUGGGGAAGGACAAAAAAAGACUGAUGGGUAUUUAUUUUGAUAUGUUAAGAUGUAUUACAAGUGAAUUCUAAAGCCCCCCCCUGGAAUAUCAUGACUACCAUGCAAGACAAUGAGUAUAUGAUGCAUACUCUCUCGCUAAAUGUGUUGCAAGUGUCAUAAAAUGCUUACUAAGACAUAGAUACUUUCUCAAACAGAACAGGUGUGCAGGCAUUGCAUUAACUUGUGGUGAGAGGUGUAUGCUUCCUGAUGUCCGUGUCACGUUAAAGGACUUGUCUCGUCCUAGCUGCCGUUUGCAUUUUACUUCAAUUGCUUCAAUAAGUUUCUUAUUUUUACCACUGUUCUGUUUAAGCUCAGUGCUCAGUGCUGCUGUCCUUUUUUGCAUUUACGACUGUGUUUAUAUUUUAAAGUAAAGCAAUCUCAGAACAAGUCAUUUAAUUAUACACCCUCUCUCCACACCACCUCCUCUCCACACCACCCCCGAUCGCCCCUUCCCCUUAUUUAUUAAUUGUUUUUAUGGAUUCUGUGUCACUUUCCUGUAUUUUUUAUCUCUAGUUUAGCCUCUCAAAUUUUCAUUAUUUUAUUGUCCUUUAUAUUGAUGAUAUGUGUGGAAAAUGUUUUUUUACCCUUUUGGAAUGGAGAUCAAAGCUCUUAUUUUUGUUUGUCACCUGUGACGGGCUGAUAUGUGAUGAUCCACUUGCAAUUGUAAGUGAAUUGCCUUAGUGAAUCUUUUAUUUAGUGAAAAUUAAAUAGUCAUAUAAGUCAGUAACUGCUAUUUAUUAAUGUAAAUAGCAUACCGUUUCCCACAUUUGAGCCAAACGUUAAAUCUAAUGAAACUGUUUUUUUAAACGCUGUAUAUUUGUAAGUUAAAAGCAAAAUACUGAUAUUACUAACAAUUAACACAUUGCUGGAUCGACUUUUGCUUCUCGUACCACACUUUUUUCAAGAUUACCUAAACUAGCAAUAAGCAUAUCAUCCAACCAAAUUCUAUCAGCGUCGUGGCUUGCCAUUUAUGUGGUUCUCACUGUUGUUUUGAGAUUUUAAAAAUUUUAUAACUUAAUAAAUUUCACAUAUGUGUUUCUUAUUGUCAGGGUUUCUUUUUGACAUUCCACUAUGGUCAAAACUUGAACUACCUUCUAAGCUUAUCUUUGGUCUCAAUAUCUGUCACUGGUUUAAAAAAUAUUUGUCUAAGCUGACUGUUCCAAUUUUUGGUUGAAGACUUAUGGGCAGAACUGUUUUAAGAGUACCAAUUGUGUUAUCCUGUAGCUUCCACUGAACUGACCUGUGUUUGGCUUACGUUUUCUGCCCCAUGAUCCUUGCCUUAAAUAAGACUUUCUUCUUUCACUACUUGAUAUAUCACUUAUUUUUGCAUGCUCCCUGAAUUUUUUUAUUUUAAUUUCUUAGAGCAUAUUUUGAAGUACGUGCGUGUAUGCUUUGGUGAUGAAAGAUUGUUUAAUACGACUGUGUGAAUGACAUAACUGUUUGAGUGCUUGUUGACAAUGUAUUCUUGCUUUGGCAUCAAAAUGUCAGUGAGAUGACUGCCCUUGUUGCUACAUGUUGGUCUUCUGGUCAAGCUGUGAUUUGAUUCUGUGCGUGGGACCCACUCACAGGCUGGUUUCUGUUGUAAUUUUUUGUAAGUGAUUGGUUCAUGGAGCCAAAGUAAGCAAAGGUUGCUUCACAUCACAGUCUAGAUUUGCCUCCACCUCCCUCACCUGUUAUAUACCACAUAAAUUAGAUAGAUGGCUCUUUUUGUCUUUUUGAAUUGUGUGUGUAUUAAUUAUUGUAGGUUAUGAAGUCUUAUGAAAUAUAGCUAUAAUAACAAAAAAAUUGGACAACAUGAAGAACAUUUAGGAAGACCUGGGCAUUUGAAUCAACAAUAUGAGCAUGUUGGAUUGUUCUCUUUCACACUGGAGACAUAGAUGUGUUGGGUAUUUUAAUCAUCAAAAGGAAAUUUGAUUGUUUUUCAUAUAAUUAAAUGGUUGACAGGUACUGCAGUACUUUUGUCAUCUGGAAGGAAAGGAAAUACUAACAUUAGACUUUAAUAGUUAAGAGGAAGAGUCAACUCCAUUAUAUAGAAGUAAAAAGCUGAAAAAUCAAGGAUAUUCCAGGUCAAAGGAAAUGACAACAGAAAGUUGUUUUUUUAAACAUUUUUUUAACCAGUUGUAAAGCAAAGGCAUGAUAGAAGAAUGAAAAUGAGGAGGAGGAGAGGAAAAUCCAAAUGAAAAUAGAAACAGGACAUCAGUGAUUUGCUAGAAAGUAUAGGGACAGCAGGACAUCUUGAGGAAGACACAGAGAAGAAAGAGUUUCUGUGUUUAAAAAAAAUAAUUGUGAAUUAUGUUCUAAAUUUUGCUCAUAUAUGUCAACAUGAAAUAAUGCACCUUUCCCUGAAGUGAUAUCAUGAGCUUUAUUUUACCCAGUAUGGGUCAGGACCAUAUUGUAAAGUCACAUCUUGAGUAAAUCCCCUGAAUUUUCACCAGCUUCAGUCUGUGACUAGCUUGCUGUUUGUGGCUGCUCAUUUAUCACAGACUUGUUUUUUCCAAGGUGCAGAAGGUUGAGGCAUUCUCCACUCAGGAACCCUCUUGUCCUGUCACUGUGAGAGCCCUAUAAUGGGGCCAGAUAGAUAGUUGUGGUGAGACCUGGUUGGCGAUGAAAGCUGUUUUGCUCCUCUGUUGAGAGUUAUUACAGGCUCAAUGCAGUUGAACAAUGAAAGUGAUUUAUGUAAGAUGCAAGAUCUCUCUUACGGCCUAUGAGUUACAGCUUUGGAAAGUGGUAAGAUGAUAGAACCAUCAAAUUGGAUCUUACAUUUAUGGAACACGGUUUGUGUUUGAUUCUCAUGCAUUUGUUUGUAAGAGCCUCUUUAGAGCUUGAACUGAUUCAUGCAGACUCUGAAACUUGAAAUAUUUUGUUUUCCAAGUACGGUAACAGGUUCUGAAAUUUUAAUUUGCAAUUUUUGCUAAAUUAUUCAUAAUUUAAGAGACAGAAUAUUAUGCCUAGAAUGAUCAAUACAAGUGUACCAUCUACAGUUACUCAGAUUGUCAGAAAUAGAUGGCAAUAUGUAAAUUUAACAUCUAUGAGCAAUAGAUUUUUAUGCAUGUCUUACCAACAUCAUUUUGAAAGGACUAUGUCAUCAAUGGUAUCUUUUUGUGGAUAUCUGUUUACUUACAUUUCUGGAAAUUUCCGUCUUCUAUAUUGGCAUUUUUAUAAUAUGCUGGUCCUACAAAAGUUUGUGUAUCUGAUAUAAAGACUUUCGGCCUUCAUUUUAAUAAUACUUAAUCAUUGUAUUUGGUUGUUUUGGUUUUUUUUCUCCUUUCAUACUUAAUGUGUUUGCUGUAAAAAAGCAAAAAAAAACAUUUAUUACCUUAGGCUACAGGUGAAAAUAUUGUGCCCACCACAAAUCUGGCUUCCGUUCUAACAGCAUUUGCAAUGUAUAUUUAUUAAUGGACUAGAAAUGUUUAGAAUUUUUCUCACACGUUUGAUUUAUUCCUUUUGCAUUUGCUUGUUUUUUGCAGCUGCGAAUGUCAGGAGACUUUUUGUCAAGUUUUUAACUGUAUGUAACUUCACACCUGGGCAUUUCAAAUAUAAUUAUAGAAGUUUUAGAAGUCUCAAAACUUUUCUUCACAUGACCCCACAUGAAGUGCUGACGUUUUACUGGCCCUUUUGACUUACCUAUGAUAAUAUGAAAAGCGUCCUUUUUGUCCAUACUUUAUACUUUAUAUGAUCGACCUAAGUUUGAUGAGGAUUACUUAUAAUGAUACAAGAGCAUCUUGUCCUGAUAGAUUGCUUUUAGAAUGUUUUUUUUAAAAUGUGAUACCCUUCAUGUCUAUAUCACACUUGACUAAAUGAUUUUUAAUUUACACGAAUGAUUAACUGAUUUUUUAAAAAUUAUGUAAUCUUUUUAAAAUACUCUCAUUACUUCUGUAUCUGUCAAGUUUACUUGAACAAAUCACUCAAUGUGGAAUGUAAUUUAUUUUAUUUUGAGUCAUUGCACACCUUGUGAAAUAAUGAUAAUUAUUAUUUAAAUUUAUUUGAAAUUUCCUUUUUUUAAAUUGGACAUAUCUAAAAAUAAAAAAUAAAAAGAUUAAACACUCAAAAGAAUCUCAAAUUUUAGAAUGGUUUCUGUCAAGAAUAAAAGUAAUAGAAGAUAUUUAAGUUCCUCAAACAAUUUUUUAAACUUUUAUUUUGUUUCCAACUUCAUUACUUCCCUGUCUUAAAUGUUUGUUGGAUUUAGGUGAAAAGAGGAAUAAAGUUGUAUUUAGACCUGUUUGUAGACAAAAACUUUUCCAGCGAUUCUGAUCACCUCACAUAAUUUGAUGUUUUGAAUUUGUCAGCUUGUUAUACAUUAUGUGUCCAAGAAUCUCUUUUAAACCAUUCAAAAUCAAAAUCAGAUUUGUGUCGAACUUGUCUCUUUUUAAUUCAGCUUUUAUUUUUAAAAAGUAUUUUGAGUAGUAUUGCAUGGCUGUUAAAGAAGAAUUGGACCUGAAGUAUAGUCUGUAUAGUCCAUGGAAAUGCUUUUUCAAUCUGCUGAAUCAAUAACAACAACAGCAUCUGUUAGAACGACGUUCCACCAUCAGAUUAAUGCUGUAUUCAUAAGCUUUGUGUAAAGGACAUUAAUUUAUUCAUAGGUUUUGUAACUUGUGUGGUUAUUUCAGGUAAAUUAUGAUGUAGUGUAUUGUUUGGUACAGUCGCUUCCCAUAAAAGGUAUAGGUAGUAAGUGAGUGUCAUUGUCUGAGAAUGUUAGAAUUCUUUAGGUGGUACUACUGAGAGUGAGACUUCUAAAUUCCUGCUUGGCUCUGCAGAAGUGUGUGGGAUACUGCAUAUUGUUGUCUUUUACAUGUUACAGGUCUGUCCAAUGUUCUGUGUUUCUGCUGUUCUCUUGUUCAACCUUUGUGUUCUCUCAUAUUCAGGUGUGUAUAUAUAUGUAUGACAUGUCUGUCUUUCUCUUUCAGUAACUGCCUUUUUGUUUAGUCGUUGGUCAACUGAUCUGUUUAGGUUUACCAGAAGGGGUUCCGUUUUCUUUCCUCCUUCUAUAUUUCUGUCUCUUUUGAACUCUUGGUAAAGAGAUGCUUGAACUAUAUUUUAAAAAGCAAUAUAAUGUGCAGAGCAUGUGUCCAAAUAGAUGAGAGAAGCCGUUUUUAGAAGUAAAUUACCCCAUCUUUGCCCUUUCCCGUGAGAUAUGUGCUUUUCUCUUUCAUAAAUCAUUAUUAUAUCUUGAAGAAAUAAAUACUUUAUGGAUUCGUUAUCAUAUAUAGAUUUUCCUGAAAAAGAUCUGAUGGAAUAAACAUGAAAUGUAUUUUGUCUAUUGUCAGUGGGCAGUUACAAAUUCCUGCAUUCUUGUCCUCAGUAGUUCUAGAUGUCUCGUUGGUCCCGGUGUUUGUGAUCCAGUUAUAUUAGUCUCUACAGAUGUACAGAAAUAUAUCAGAAUUACCGAUAUCUUUGAAUAUCUUUUAAUUUAUUGAUGGCCAUGUAGGGUGGUGUUUUGUUUAGAUUGGGUUGUUUUGUUUGCGGUGGGUUUUUGGAUGUAGGACAAUGUUCUAUUGUUAGUAAAGUGAGUGUAUCUAUGCCAUAAGGUUGUAUUGUAGCCAUUCUUGAAAAUUUCUUUAUUUAAAUUUAGAAAUUUUGACUGAUGACGGUUUUCUUUGAUGGCAAUGGUAUAAUUUUAGACCAAUGAGGUAAUGUUAGAAGUGAAGGAAUAGUGUUAAUACACUUGUGUGGGUUUUAUUUUAUUUUACAUUUGUCUGUUAUGAAGACAAGCGUCUUCUUUAUCUCCCUCUCUAGGGGUUUUUUUUUUUAAGAGUUUAAGUCCACGUGCUAUUAUUACCACCGUCCUCAGAGUCACAUGUUGAUGGUUUACUAUGAUGUUCUGCCAUUAUUAUUUUGGGUUAAUAUUUUUAUUUUUUUUUAUUAUCAUUGAGUGCACAAAUGUUUGUAGAUUAGCUUUACUCAAAAGAUCCAAAGUGAAAUAAAUGAAUUUUGAACAGCAAUAGAAAC
This is a messenger RNA of Aplysia californica (California sea hare), 9955 nucleotides long. RefSeq names its product NADP-dependent malic enzyme. The transcript has 14 exons. NCBI's taxonomy places the organism in Eukaryota, Metazoa, Mollusca, Gastropoda, Aplysiida, Aplysiidae. Gene Ontology annotation, cellular component: mitochondrion. Gene Ontology annotation, molecular function: NAD binding; malate dehydrogenase (decarboxylating) (NAD+) activity; malate dehydrogenase (decarboxylating) (NADP+) activity. Bases 127 to 1932 code for a protein of 601 amino acids. The record is from RefSeq and is a predicted model, not a curated record. Gene Ontology annotation, biological process: malate metabolic process; pyruvate metabolic process.